Messenger RNA from Galeopterus variegatus (Sunda flying lemur), 3763 nucleotides. It is a transcript of the gene CHAMP1, whose product is annotated as chromosome alignment maintaining phosphoprotein 1. Gene Ontology annotation, biological process: attachment of mitotic spindle microtubules to kinetochore; protein localization to kinetochore; sister chromatid biorientation. The transcript is spliced from 3 exons. The record is from RefSeq and is a predicted model, not a curated record. Bases 185 to 2626 code for a protein of 813 amino acids. Lineage: Eukaryota; Metazoa; Chordata; Mammalia; Dermoptera; Cynocephalidae. Gene Ontology annotation, cellular component: nucleoplasm; spindle.
ACUUCUUGUCUUUGUUCUGCUUCAUGUACUGUAUGAAGAUGGUGUGGUAGAUUUCUGUGCUUUAGUCAAAAAGCCAUGUAGACUGCCUGCCCUUUGAAGACCACUUUUAAUGUGUCUAGUAAGACAGAUGCAAUAUUGAAAGUUUCCAAAGAAUAUAAUUGUGUGUGUGGUAGCAGAAAGAAGAAUGGAAGUAUUCCAGGAAGUUCGUAAACCAUCAGCACGUUUGGAGUGUGAUCACUGCAGUUUCAGAGGCACAGAUUAUGAAAAUGUACAAAUCCAUAUGGGUAGCAUACAUCCAGAAUUUUGUGACGAAAUGGAUGCUGGUGGAUUAGGUAAAAUGAUAUUUUACCAGAAAAGUGCAAAGCUAUUUCAUUGCCAUAAAUGCUUCUUCACCAGCAAGAUGUAUUCUAAUGUAUACUACCACAUCACGUCCAAACAUGCAGCCCCAGAGAAAUGGAAUGAUAAACCGAAAAAUCAGGUGAACAAAGAAACAGAUUUUGUGAAAAACCCUCCUCCUCCUGAACACCAGAAAAUGCCCUCUAAUUCAGCAGAACUCCUGAAACCCAUACCUGCCCUUUCCAUUGAAACACAGAAACUUGGUCCAGUUUUAUCUCCAGAAUCACCAAAACCUACUCCUCUUACUCCCCUGGAAGCUCAGAAACCUGGGCCUGUUUCUCCUGAGGUACAGACACCUCCUCUUCCUUCUCCUGAGCCCUCAAAAUCUGCCCCUAUUUCUUCUCCUGAACUUCCAAAACCAGUUCCUGUUUCUGAAUCUCAGAAACCUGUCCCCGUUCCUUCUCCAGAACAACAGAAACUUGCCUCUGUGUCUCCUGACCCCAUGAAGUCUACUCUAAUUAAUCCUAAACCCCAGAAACAUUCUCAUUUCACAGAAACACUGGGGCCACCUUCAGCCUCAUCUCCAGAGUCACCAGUUUUAGCUGCAUCCCCUGAACAUUGGGGGCCAUCCCCAACUGCAUCUCCAGAAUCUCGGAAGCCAGCCCACACUACCUCCCCUGAGCCAAGGAAACCAUCCCCAUCGGAGUCUCCUGAACCUUGGAAGCCAUUUCCUGCUAUCUCCCCAGAGCCUAGGAGACCAGCCCCAGCUGUGUCACCAGGAUCCUGGAAGCCAGGGCCACCUGGGUCCCCUAGGCCUUGGAAGUCCAGUCCUUCAGCAUCAUCUGGACCUUGGAAGCCAGCUAAACCUGCUCCAUCGGUGUCUCCUGGGCCUUGGAAACCAAUUCCUUCUUUAUCACCUGGACCUUGGAAACCAGCUUCAUCUGUGUCCCCUGCAUCCUGGAAGUCUUCAUCAGUCUCACCUGGUUCCUGGAAAUCUCCCCCUGCGUCCCCUGAGUCAUGGAAGUCUGGCCCACCAGAACUCCGAAAGACAGCUCCCACCUUGUCACCUGAACAUUGGAAGGCAGUUCCCCCAUUGUCUCCUGAGCUUCGCAAACCAGGCCCACCACUGUCCCCAGAGAUCCGUAGUCCAGCGGGAUCUCCAGAGCUCAGAAAACCCUCAGGGUCACCAGACGUUUGGAAAUUUUCUUCUGAUCAGCGGAAAACUUCUCCUGCUUCACUUGAUUUUCCUGAGUCCCAGAAAAGUUCCCGUGGUGGUUCUCCGGAUCUCUGGAAGUCUUCCUUUUUUAUUGAUCCUCAGAAACCUACUGUCUUCCCUGAGACCCGGAAGCCAGGUCCUUCUGGGCCAUCUGAGUCCCCCAAAUCAGCCUCGGAUAUCUGGAAGCCUGUCCUCUCUAUCGAUACUGAGUCUAGAAAACCUCUCUUUCCUGAGCCUAUCCAAACAGCCCCUCCUGUUUCUCCUGAAUCACGAAAACGUGCUCUUUUUCCAGAGCCCCGGAGGCAUACCCUUUUCCCCGAACUUCCCAAAUCUUCUAUAUUCUCAGAAUCUCAAAAGGCAGUUGAGCUUGGUGAUGAACUACAAAUAGAUGCUGUAGAUGAUCAAAAGUGUGACAUUUUGGUUCAGGAAGAACUUCUAGCUACACCUAAGAAACUCUUAGAAGACACUUUAUUUCCUUCUUUAAAGAAGCCCAAGAGGGAUAACCAAGAAAACUCAGAUGCUGAGCUCAGUAGUAGUGAGUACCUAAAAACAGAUCUGGAUGCAGUAGAUGUUAAGGGCCAGGAAUCGAGCAGUGAUCAAGAACAGGUUGAUGUGGAAUCUGUUGAUUUUAGCAAAGAGAACAAAAUGGACAUGGCUAGUCCAGAGCAGUCCAAAAAUGUACUUCAGUUCACUGAAGAAAAGGAGGCUUUUAUCUCUGAAGAGGAGAUUGCGAAAUAUAUGAAGCGUGGAAAAGGAAAGUAUUAUUGCAAAAUUUGUUGCUGUCGUGCCAUGAAAAAAGGUGCUGUUUUGCACCAUUUGGUUAAUAAGCAUAAUGUCCAUAGUCCUUACAAAUGCACAAUUUGUGGAAAGGCUUUUCUUUUGGAAUCUCUCCUUAAAAAUCAUGUAGCAGCACAUGGGCAAAGUUUACUUAAAUGUCCACGUUGUAAUUUUGAGUCAAAUUUCCCAAGAGGCUUUAAAAAACAUUUAACCCAUUGUCAAAGCCGACAUAACGAAGAAGCAAAUAAAAAGCUAAUGGAAACUCUUGAACCGCCACUGGAAGAGCAGCAGAUUUGAUGUGUAAACACUGUUGCUGCAAAGCCGAACUCCUUGGAAAAUGGGCAAUAACAGCUCUCUGGAGUAGGGCCAGAAAGAAACAGUGGAUGUUCUCUUGCAAAAACCCUGAAUCAGAAAGGAACCCAUAAACAAUAUGCAGACUGACUCUGAAAAUGGGCCGUUUUACGUUCCCUAAUGGAAGGACAGCUUGCUUGUUCAUGGAUUUAUAGCAACAAUGUGAUGUCAUCAAGUGAAUAUGGCCAGAAGCCUCACAAGUAUCAGUAUACAGUGGGGGUGGGGGUGGAAACAUCCUAUUCUCACCAAGAAGCUGGUCCCCACCCGAAGUUGUCUUUGCCUUAGGGUGGGGCAGAUGUAGGAAAACCCAAGUUGUUAGUGUUACUGGGAAUGGGACAAGGGAGGUGAGGAAUUACUGGAGCCAUCCAUCUUAGGAAAGGAUUUGAGAAAUAUAAAAUUAGUUUAUUUAGAACAUAAGAAUGACGACUACAGCCUAAAUCAUCUCUCUAAUUCUUGACUUAUCCAGUGAGUAAUGUUUGAUGCUCCACAGUAAAGUGAGAAUGAUACCUACAAAGUCCAGACACGUGUAGGGAACAUUCAUAUUUCAUGGGAAAAGGAUAUGGACAGCAUGAGGUGAUAAUAUAGAAGCAUGGCCUUAUUUUAUUUUAAAAUUUAUAUACAGAAAUAUUUACUCUUUGGUAGAUCUAAAAAUGUGACAAAAGUAAAAAGUCACGUAACUGUCACCACAAACAAAACAACACUUCUGUGAUCUGGAAAAACUCCCUUUGCGGUUAACACCUCUCCUCACCCUCAAUUCUUUGCAGUGUUCCUUCAGUUUUGCCUUUUCUAGAAUGUCAUUUAUGUGCAGUCAUAGUAUAUACCCUUUUAAAGUUACAUACUGUAUGCAUUUGAGAUUAAUCCCUAUCAUUGCAUUGUUGCAUUUUGUUGCUUUGCCCCCCACGGAUUUGUCACCCCACUUCACCUGGGUGAUGGAGACGCAAAGGAUCACUCAAACCCAUUUCUUCUGAGCAGUGAGGGGCGCUGAAGCGGUUAACUUCCCUUGGGAAUGCUCAGGCAAGACGCAUCCCUUUCUUGGGAAAUUAACCCCAAAUUGGGCUUUUCUUCCUGCAUUUAUUUUUCAGA